Molecule: messenger RNA, 418 nt
Organism: Linum tenue
Lineage: Eukaryota; Viridiplantae; Streptophyta; Magnoliopsida; Malpighiales; Linaceae
Source: the annotation of a GenBank genome assembly
AGCCAAACCCAAUUUCUCAGCUCAAUUAAGAGCUCUGCUAGAACACCUUCAACCCUUAAUGAAAACACAGAUCGACUUCUAAUGACCAGCGCAUUCCAAACAAUAACAAGAACCCAAAGAAUUGUUCGAAGAGCCUCACUGGGAUUCCAUGGUGGAGUCGUCGGAAAAAUGUGGGCACUGGGUCUCUCCUUCCCGAGGCGAAGAGCGAAGCGGCGAGGAAGGGAUUCAACUCUGUCAAAUACUAGAACCCACGAACAUAGUGCAAGGAAGUUGAUGGAGGCAGCCGGCGAGGGAUUCGAUGGCAGUCGAAGGUCCUCACUAGGCCGCUGGCGGCGAGGACGAUGAUGGUGGCGAGGGAGCUCUGUUUCGAUGGAGAAGACGAAGAGACUGAGACUGCGCCUGCGAGAACGAGGUGGAG